Rana temporaria (common frog) is the source of this 1502-nucleotide messenger RNA. RefSeq names its product calcitonin related polypeptide beta (gene CALCB). The coding region runs from base 729 to 1148 and encodes 139 amino acids. Gene Ontology annotation, molecular function: hormone activity; calcitonin receptor binding. NCBI's taxonomy places the organism in Eukaryota, Metazoa, Chordata, Amphibia, Anura, Ranidae. The transcript has 5 exons. Gene Ontology annotation, cellular component: extracellular region. The record is from RefSeq and is a predicted model, not a curated record.
UGGUAUAGCGAGGUAUAUAGACUGGUAUAUAGGUAUAGUGAGGUAUACAGAUGUAUAUCACAGUGUUGGUAGGUAUAUAGACCAGUAUAGGUGAUUGGUCACUGGUAUUUUGACCACCAUAAAACUUUUUUAGAUGGUUGGUCUUGUUGCCCGUUCCCCUCCCCCCACACUCGAUAAAUGGCAGAUGAUCUGGCGAUGGAUUCUGCAAUGCAGUACGUUCUGCAGUAGAUGUUGCUUUUAAUAAAGGCCGUCCAUUGAGUUUUUUUGUCUCCUACAACAACAUCGAGUCAUAUUUUGGGAAGCGGGCGCGGGGGGGGGGGGGGGGGCAGAGCGGUGUAAGCAGAGGAUAAAUUAUUAAUGACUGGAGACUCUUCCCCUUUACUUUUCAUUAACGUUUCUGUUUUUUUUUUUUCUUCAAUGACAUCAAUGCAAAUGCUUCUAUCGGGGAGCGAUGACUGGCAGGUUUUGUGAAUGGAAUUCUCAGUGACUGUGAUGACGUCAUUGGUCGUCCAUGGGGGGGGGGGUGUCCGGACCCCCGGCUGGGGAUUGGCCGGUGUCGGGCUGGGACGGUCCCCCCAUUGGCUGGCAGGCGGUCACAGGACGCCCACACACUCUCAUGCAAGUCGGCGGGUAUAUAAGAUCGCCCUUCUUCUCAUUGGAGAGCAUUGAGAGUGAAAGUCGUAAGAGAAGUCUCUCCCAACCGACAACUUACAAUCACUGGCCAGGACAUGAUGGUUCUCCUGAAGGUCUCCUCCCUCGUCGCAGUCCUGGGCUUGGUGGUCAGCCAGAUGUCCUGCACGCAAGCAGCGCCAGUCAGACCGGGCUUGGACUCCUUAACGGACCGGGUCACCCUCAGCGACUACGAGGCGCGGCGGUUACUCAACGCCUUGGUCAAAGAAUUCGUACAGAUGACAGCGGAGGAGAUGGAGCAGGGGGGCGACGGGAACAACUUGGAUAACAGGCCCGUGUCCAAACGUUGCUUGGGCCUCAGCACAUGCGUGACGGGGAAACUGUCUCAGGAUUUUCACAAAUACCAGUACCCUCGCACCAACGUGGGCGCCGGGACCCCCGGCAAGAAGAGGAGUGUCCUGGGUGCCGCCAUGGACAAUGAACACUAUUACGGCGACCAGCUUGAUAUUAAUAACUAGGAGUCUUGAGCGGCACGAUGCAUGCGGGGCUCAUGAGUAGACAAGUGACUUAUAGCAAAUGGGCAGGGUACCCCAGCUGGAUCUGAAAUGCCCAAGACCCCCUCCCCCCCCCUCUCCUCCUCCAGAGAAGUAGCACCCCUUAUCCCCUCCGCCCCCCCAAAACACAAGCACACUGUGUUACCAAAUGAUUUAUUUUACCAAAAAUAUCACAUAGAAAAAAAAAAAGAAAAAAAAAUAUCUAUUUGUCCUUUUUUAUUUUUCUUCCUCCAUCAUUGCUUCUUACGAUGUACAAUAAAGUCAUCUUCUAUCCCGGCCAUGCACUUAAUUAAUAAACCUAUUUUUCUACGAGGUUAA